GAAGGAAAAAAACAAACAUAAACUCAGCACUCUGCUUCUACGUCGCAUCAGCUCUGUUCCAAACCCUAAAAGCAAUGCCUCCGAAAGCAGCUAAAUCCAAGGAAGCACCAGCCGAGAGGCCGAUCCUUGGCCGAUUCUCUUCUCACCUCAAGAUCGGAAUCGUUGGAUUGCCUAAUGUGGGAAAAUCUACUCUUUUCAACACGCUUACUAAGCUUUCAAUUCCUGCUGAGAAUUUCCCCUUUUGUACAAUUGAGCCAAAUGAAGCCCGAGUUAAUGUCCCCGACGAGCGAUUCGAAUGGCUUUGCCAAUUGUUCAAGCCCAAAAGUGAGGUUUCAGCUUUCUUAGAAAUUCAUGAUAUCGCCGGACUGGUUAGAGGUGCCCAUGAAGGCCAAGGAUUGGGCAACAACUUCUUGUCUCACAUCCGUGCAGUUGAUGGCAUUUUUCAUGUUUUACGUGCAUUUGAAGAUUCAGAUAUCAUCCACGUUGAUGAUUCUGUUGAUCCUGUAAGAGAUUUAGAGACUAUUAGUGCUGAGUUACGGUUGAAGGAUGUUGAAUUUAUGGAAAGGAAGAUAGAAGAUCUUGAGAAGAGCAUGAAGAGGAGUAAUGACAAGCAGUUAAAAAUAGAGCUUGAAGUGUGUCAAAGGGUUAAGGCAUGGAUUGAAGAUGGAAAAGAUGUUCGUCUAGGGGACUGGAAAGCAGCUGAUAUUGAGAUUUUAAAUACUUUUCAAUUGCUUAGUGCCAAGCCGGUUGCUUAUUUGGUUAACAUGACUGAGAAAGAUUACCAAAGAAAAAAGAACAAGUUCUUACCGAAGAUUCAUGCUUGGGUUCAAGAACAUGGUGGUGAACCUAUCAUACCUUUUAGCGGUGUGUUUGAGAGAAACCUUACUGAUAUGGAACCUGCAGAAGCUGCAAAAUAUUGUGAGGAAAACAAGGUGCAAAGUGCUCUUCCAAAGAUCAUCAAGACUGGUUUCUCCGCUAUUAAUCUCAUAUAUUUCUUCACUGCAGGACCAGACGAGGUAUCUAAUUCUUUGAUACUUAUUUAUUUUAUGGGAGUGCUUGGUUCUAUCUAA
Molecule: messenger RNA, 1070 nt
Organism: Hibiscus syriacus
Lineage: Eukaryota; Viridiplantae; Streptophyta; Magnoliopsida; Malvales; Malvaceae
Product: obg-like ATPase 1
Exons: 9
Coding region: 75-1070 (331 amino acids)
Cellular component (GO): cytoplasm
Molecular function (GO): ATP hydrolysis activity; GTP binding; ATP binding
Source: RefSeq, a predicted model, not a curated record